Molecule: messenger RNA, 1763 nt
Organism: Diospyros lotus (date-plum)
Lineage: Eukaryota; Viridiplantae; Streptophyta; Magnoliopsida; Ericales; Ebenaceae
Product: probable inactive purple acid phosphatase 29
Exons: 4
Coding region: 293-1453 (386 amino acids)
Cellular component (GO): cytoplasm
Molecular function (GO): hydrolase activity, acting on ester bonds
Source: RefSeq, a predicted model, not a curated record
UCCAAAACUCAAAAGGGACGACUCACGAGACUCAGGGUCAGGCCCCAUCCCAUACGGCAAUGACUUCUGCCCUUUGCAGCUGUUGAUUUUUGCGGAGGAAUAUCCUCUUGAUCUGGGCAGCAUUUUGAUGAGUGAUUUGCAUUCAAUUCAACAGCGACAUCCAUCUAUAUUGACGAUGACAACCCCAUCCACACACUUCCAGUAGGCGAAUCAGAUUUCUCUGCGUUCCGAAAUUCCUAUUCGUUUGAUUUUGAUUUCGUUUCAUUUGGCGAUUUUCGAUUCCUCUUCUUCCAUGGCGAAUUCGCGCUUGUUGCUGGCGGUUUCCGUUCUUCUUGCUCUCUCGUCUGUUCCGACCUCCAUCUUCGCCGCCGAUGAAAAGCAGCUCCGGUUUGACAGUACAAGAGGGCAGUUCAGGAUAUUGCAGGUGGCGGAUAUGCAUUACGCGGACGGCGAGUCCACGCCGUGCUUGAACGUGUUACCGGCUCAGGUUUCCGGCUGCUCCGACCUCAACACCACUGCCUUCCUCCACCGCAUGAUCGCUGCCUUCCAACCCCACUUCAUCGUCUUCACUGGGGAUAACAUUUUUGGAUUUGAUGCCUCGGAUCCAGCUGCUUCUAUGAAUGCUGCAUUUGCCCCUGCAGUUGCUGCCAACAUUCCUUGGGCAGCUGUUCUGGGAAACCAUGACCAAGAGUCUACACUUUCAAGGGAAGGGGUGAUGAAACAUAUUGUUGGCAUGAAGCACACCCUUUCUCAAUUAAAUCCUCCUGAGGCCCAUGUCAUUGAUGGUUUUGGGAACUAUAAUCUAGAAGUCCAUGGGGUUGAGGGUUCGAAUUUUGCAAAUAAAUCAGUUCUCAAUUUCUACUUCCUUGACAGUGGUGAUUACUCUACUGUUCCCUCUAUCACUGGUUAUGGAUGGAUCAAACCCUCUCAGCAGUUUUGGUUCCAACGCACUUCCAUGAAACUUCAGAGAGCGUACAUGAGCAAGCCAGAGGCUCAGAAGGGACCUGCCCCGGGGCUUGUAUACUUCCACAUUCCGUUGCCAGAAUUUACAAGCUUUGACUCAUCAAACUUCACAGGUGUUAAACAAGAAGGAAUCAGCUCUGCUUCAGUAAACUCUGGCUUCUUCACAACCAUGGUGGAAGCGGGUGACGUCAAGGCUGUUUUUACUGGCCACGAUCACAUCAAUGACUUCUGUGGCGAGCUAACUAGCAUAAAUCUAUGUUAUGCUGGAGGCUUCGGAUAUCAUGCUUAUGGGAAGGCUGGUUGGGCCAGGAGGGCAAGGGUGGUGGUUGCAUCCUUAGAAAAAACAGCAGAUGGAGGUUGGGGAGCAGUCAAGUCUAUCAAAACGUGGAAGCACCUUGAUGAUGACAAACUCACUCCUAUUGAUGGUCAGGUUCUUUAUAGCAAGAGUACUACAGGAAGCCGUAGAAAGAAAAAUGUUGGGCGCCCUUAGCAGAUAGAAUAGAGUAGUGCAAUUCAGAAGUUAAAUGGCAGUCGGUAUGAAGAUUCACGUCUGGUUCAGUAGGAACGUUGUAGUUCUAUAUGUUUUAUUGUAUUCAGAUUCUAAUGAAAUGUUUCGGUUGCAAGGAAGCGCCAUGCAGCAAAUUACGCACGGAAAUAUGAAUCUACAAUGUGGGGUGUGGUAAAUUAUACAGGAUUAAAUAAUUUUGUCAAUUUUGGCAAUGCGAAUUCUUGUUUGAUUCUUGAAAUGGUCUGGUAAUACUUGGAAGAUAUAAUACAUUUCUAUCAUCAGUCCUUGUGAA